UGAAAAACGCUCGAGAAAAGAAAAACAUUGUAUCAUAAAAUCAUAAAACAAAACCCGAGGCCAAACAGAGCAAAGAGUGGUGGAGGAGAGGCGCCGAUUCAGGAUUACAGAGAGAAGGAGGAGGAUGCACUUUGGCCAGGAGACGAGGCCAUCAUUGGGGCUGCUCCUGGCGGUUGAGGUUGCUCUGGCUAAACGGUCGCCGAAGGCCAGAAGAACGGCAAGUUGAUGUUGCUGCCAUCUUGGCAUCUAAUUGGGGCCCUCCUCGUGCUCACGGCCACAGCGGGGGACGCCACCAACAACAAGAUCAUCUUGCCACAGAUACUGAACGGUGGCGGAGACGCCCCUGGCAAGCAUCCAUCCGGAGCCAAGACAGCGAACGGUGCCACAAAUGGCGGCGGAGGCGGGGCAGUCGGUGUCGCCACAGGAACUGGCAAUACGGUGGUCGGAAGCAAUGGCGUGAUUGUUGCCGGUGGCGGAGUUGUGGCCAAUGGCCCAACCACGAAUUUAAACACUGUUGUCGAAGAACCCGAAUUUACUGAAUACAUCGAAAAUGUAACUGUACCUGCCGGACGUAAUGUUAAGCUCGGAUGCUCCGUUAAGAAUCUGGGAUCAUAUAAGGUAGCAUGGAUGCACUUUGAGCAGAGCGCUAUCCUUACCGUUCACAAUCACGUGAUCACGCGGAACCCACGGAUCAGUGUCACGCACGACAAGCACGACAGGCAUCGCACGUGGUAUCUGCACAUCAACAAUGUCCACGAGGAGGACAAGGGACGCUACAUGUGCCAGAUCAAUACGGUGACGGCCAAAACGCAGUUUGGCUACCUCAAUGUUGUGGUUCCCCCCAACAUUGAUGAUUCGCUGAGCUCCAGCGAUGUGAUUGUCCGCGAGGGCGCCAACAUUUCGCUGAGGUGUCGGGCGAGUGGUAGCCCGAGACCCAUUAUCAAAUGGAAACGGGACGAUAACUCCCGUAUAGCCAUCAAUAAGAAUCACAUAGUAAACGAAUGGGAGGGCGAUACUUUGGAGAUAACUCGCAUCUCCCGUUUGGAUAUGGGCGCCUACCUGUGCAUCGCCUCGAAUGGCGUGCCCCCAACGGUUUCGAAGCGCAUCAAAGUCAGUGUCGACUUCCCCCCAAUGCUGCUCAUUCCCCAUCAAUUGGUUGGCGCACCAGAAGGUUUCAAUGUCACCAUCGAAUGUUUUACGGAGGCGCAUCCCACAUCACUCAAUUAUUGGACACGCGGCGAGGGACCAAUCAUACACGAUUCGCACAAGUACAAAGUUGAAUCAAGUGUAGGCGUGCCUGCCUACAAGACCCACAUGAAGCUAACGAUCAUAAGUGUCAGCAGCGGCGACGAUGGCAUCUACAAAUGUGUGGCCAAGAAUCCCAGAGGAGAGACAGAUGGCAUUAUCCGAUUGUAUGUCUCCUAUCCACCAACGACCGUAUCAUCGGGCACAACCGAUUCCCAUUGGGAGAGGGAAAAUGGCAUCAAUGGAAACAAUUACGCCUAUGGCGGAUCCGAUGGCCAACGCUCUAGUUAUGGCCAAGACAAAAAUACGAGAUAUCAAUCGAAUUUGAAUGAAAUCGGUUUAUCUGAACAAAAAUCCUUCCUAGAUAAGACCCAAAAUCCAUUGGCGGCCAAUGGAAAUGGCAAUGCGAAUGAUCCAGAGGACUCCGAGGCCAACAGGGGAGCGAAUUCUUCCAAGGCCAUUGCGUGGAUGACGCUCCUCCUACCAAUAACAUUCUUGUUAACAAUCCGCCAGUCAGCGGUUGGUUCUACUAGCUCUAUCGUAAGUGUAAGUCUAUGAACCAAUGGUAUGGGACUAGAUCUAAGGCUUCAAACGUAAUGUUAGCAUAUAAAUGAGAAUACUAUAUUUAAUCGCAUAGAACCACUAGUGGAACCGAGACCCUAAUUACGAUCCGCCCUUUCCCCAUAUAUGAGACACACAUCCAGGCAGACAGACAGAGAGAGAGAGAGCUUGUUAUAUGCAUAUGUAUAUCCAUCAAAUCACAAUCUAUACAAAUACUCUAUAUAUAUAAAUCUAUGUAUAGGAACAAGGGUAAAUGCAAUUUCAUUUUGCUUUCAAUGCUGUGCUUCAAAACUGAGAAAUCGUUUCACAUGAUUAUCGGAUCGUAUAAUGUAUCUACGAGUAUCACACGAUCUCCAUCAUCGAUAUCUAUACAUUAUAUUUGUGCGUUAAACGCUGAUCAAUACACAAGAAAAAACAAACACUCAUGAAUACACA
Drosophila persimilis is the source of this 2241-nucleotide messenger RNA. It is a transcript of the gene DIP-zeta, whose product is annotated as lachesin. Gene Ontology annotation, cellular component: neuron projection. The coding region runs from base 226 to 1803 and encodes 525 amino acids. Lineage: Eukaryota; Metazoa; Arthropoda; Insecta; Diptera; Drosophilidae. The record is from RefSeq and is a predicted model, not a curated record. The transcript is spliced from 9 exons.